Pseudopipra pipra is the source of this 390-nucleotide messenger RNA. Its product is annotated as zinc finger protein 660-like. The transcript has 2 exons. The record is from RefSeq and is a predicted model, not a curated record. Lineage: Eukaryota; Metazoa; Chordata; Aves; Passeriformes; Pipridae. The coding region runs from base 25 to 390 and encodes 121 amino acids.
UUGUCCUUCCCAAAGCUUGGGCGGAUGGAGGAGGAGGCUGCGAGGAAGAGGAAGAUGCCUUGGGCCCCCCAGGCAGGCCCCGAGCUGAGGACGGAGAGCCCGGAGGACAAAUCCCCCCAUGAGACCCUGGUGGGAGAGGCCGUUUUGAAGGGCUCCCCGGCGCAGGAAGGCAGCGGGGAGGAAAAGGGCCGGAGAUCCUCCCGCAGGAGGGGCUCCAAAGCCAGCCCAGGGUGCUGUGAGGAGGAAAGACCCAGCCUGUGCCAGGAAGGCGGCCAGAGCUUGAGCCAGAGCUCGGACCUGGUGGUCCCUGAGCAGCCUCCCAGCAGGGAGAAGCGCUUCAGGUGCUUGGAGUGUGGGAAGAGCUUCAGGAAGAGCUCCCACCUGCUCUGA